This is a messenger RNA of Oppiella nova, 1983 nucleotides long. The record is from the annotation of a GenBank genome assembly. Lineage: Eukaryota; Metazoa; Arthropoda; Arachnida; Sarcoptiformes; Oppiidae.
AUGCUUAAACAUCCAAUACCGGAACUGGAGUUCACGGCGCCAAUGGCAUCGCCAUCACCGGACCCGGACUCGCAAACACAGCUACUUCAGCCGAGUUGGCAGCCCCGGGAUUACAUACCCAUCAGCUCACUCGCGCACAACAGAUGCCACGAUACGUCUAAAGCCAUACUAAAUGUCGGAGGGGUCAGGCAUGUGGUGAUGUGGCGCAGUCUGGAGCGCUUACGGCACACCCGAUUAGGUCGGCUCCGGGCGUCCAAAGGGGUUGUCAGCGAACUGUGCGAUGACUACAACCCCACGGAUAAUGAGUACUAUUUCGAUAGGAAUAACAGCACUUUCGAGCCCAUACUAGCCCUCUAUCGCACCGACAGCCUACACAUGCCGGACGGUGUCUGUGCGCUCGCCUUUCGCAAUGAGUUGAACUACUGGGGCGUCAAUGAGGCCAUGAUCGCCGUGUGCUGUCAGCACAGGUACUACGAGCGAAAGGGUAGGGACGAGAAACUACUGGAGGAUAUACGCAGCGAUGAGAAGGACAUGGAUAAACAUACCGGCGCUGGUAACAGAUUGCUAGUAUACCAGAAAAAGCUACAUAAGAUAUUGGAGAUACCAAACAGCUCCCUGGCCGCCCGGGUAUUCACAGUGCUAUCGAUACUAUUCACUUUAAUGUCAAUUAUGGCGGUGACACUCAUGACAGUGGAUGGGCUCCGGGAUGUCGACACCUUCGCCAACCAUACGGUGAAUAACAUGAAACUGGUUAUACUGGAGGGGGUGUGUGUCGCGUGGUUUACGCUGGAGUACGGCCUGAGACUAAUAGCCGCACCACAUAAGUACCGGUUCCUGAAGGGGGCGCUCAAUGGUAUCGAUUUGGCGGCAAUUGUGGCCUAUUUAGCGGUACUGUUUGCGAGCGCCGGCGACACUCAGUGGACGAGUAUCGCGAAAAUACUGCUAAUCAUACGCUGCGUACGUAUACUACGGGUGCCGUCGAAGUUGGCCCGACACUCGCAAGGGCUACGGGUGCUCGGGCUCACCCUAACGCACAGUGGCCGCGAGUUAGGCCUACUGGCGCUGUCAUUGGCCAUCGCUAUCCUUAUAUUCUCGACGCUCGCCUAUUAUGCCGAGAAGGAUGUGCCGAACACCAGGUUUACAUCCAUUCCCACCACCUUCUGGUGGGCCUGUAUUACGAUGACUACUGUGGGCUAUGGAGAUGUAGUUCCCGUUACGGAGUUUGGCAAAGCCGUGGCUAUUGUGUGCUCGAUGUGCGGGGUUGUGGUGAUAGCCCUUCCCAUACCUAUUAUGGUCACGAAGUUUGCGGAGUUGCAUAAGAAUCAGUUGAGAAGGGAGAGGGCGAUAGAGCGCCGAGGACAGGUAGUAUUUAACGACACGGCCAUCGAUGAGUUGUAUAAUAAGAUCGAGUUUCUCGGAACCGGAAAGACAUUACCGGACACACCGGAAACCAUUGCCAGCUUUUAUCAGUACAUCAACGGUAGUGCCUCACGAGAACAUAGUGACCUAUGGCACCUGACACGAGAUUGGUUUGUUGAGCUCAAAUCCGGGUUCAAGUCAAUGUACACUAAUACAAUGCUUUGGACGCCCUCAGUUGCCCUUGGACACUUUUGUACAAUAAACACUACUACGGCGGUGAGUGUGGCGAAGGGCUAUAACUCGCGACUGCCUAUAAGUCAUUUGAUCAAGGACGCCGCCAUUGCCAAGAUACAUUUGGACUUGACACUGUCUGGCUUUGACUGGCUCAUAUGUUGGAACUGGUGCAUAUGCUAUACUGUCCUUGUGCACUUUCCAAGUUGGCCCACAAUGAGUGCACAGAAUUGCGUGAAUUUGUCCAAAUAUUGGGUCAGACGAGUGCACGCCUGUCCAAAACGGUCGGCGCUGAAAUUCAUGUGUCCACAAACACCACCCACACGGACAUCAGUGAGCCAGCACCUCAGCCCAAUUGGUAUGAAAUAUACUGGACUGGGAGGGGAGGGAAAG